Molecule: messenger RNA, 2205 nt
Organism: Phascolarctos cinereus (koala)
Lineage: Eukaryota; Metazoa; Chordata; Mammalia; Diprotodontia; Phascolarctidae
Gene: CUNH16orf86
Product: chromosome unknown C16orf86 homolog
Source: RefSeq, a predicted model, not a curated record
CUUUUGUCAAGCAGGGGGGCCUCAAAAGGUCAGACCUGUGAUUUAGGAAAAGCAAUUUGAAAGCUAAGUGGAGGAUGGGCUGGCCUUGUGAGGCAGAGAGACUGACUGGAAAUCUGUUGGAGUAGUUUAGGUAUAAGUUGACCAGAGCCUGAAACAGGCUGGGAGCAGGAGAGAAGGGGGUAGCAGAGAAGAGAUGCUGCAAAGGCGAAAUAGCCAGAGGACUUGGCAGCUGGCUGGACAUGGGGAGUGAGAGUGAGGCCUGGGGGCCUAGCAGGAUGGUGUUGCCUCCACAGUAAGAAGGAGCUUAGGAAGAGGGGAGGGUUGGUGCAGGAAGGAGGUGGGAUGGGGAAGGAGUUCAGUUUGUGACAUGUUGAGUUUAAGGUGAUUGUGAGACAUCUAGUUCCAGAUGGAUGGAAUGGAGGGUGGAGAUGGGAUACCGGAAGUCAACAGAAAGGUUAAGGCUGGACAAAUAGAUCUGAGAGUCAUAAGCAUAGAGAUGAGACGUGAAUCUAUGGUAAGUGAUGAAGAGCCAAGCCAAGUAGUAUAGAUGUGUUUUCUGCUAUUGUACCUCCUGGUGCGCUGGCUAGAGCCCUCCACCUAGAGUGAGGAAAACCUAAAUUCAAACCUGGCCUCAGGCACUUCAGAGCCUGUGAACCUAGACUAGUCACUUAGCUGCACCCAUAAAACAGGGAUAGUAGCACCUUCCUCCCAGGGUUGUGAGAACAAAAUGAGAUGUUUGUAAAGGAGCUAGCUCUUAGGAGAGUGAAAGCUCCCUGAAGGCAAGGACAAACUAAUUUCUUUUUUAAAAUAUCAGCUGCAUGCCCCAGCAAAGGCCUCAAUACAUGUUUGUUGGAAGAAUGAAUGAAUGAAUUUGUUCAUUAUCUGAGUGGGGGAGCCUGAUGCUGAAGGGCAGUGGGCCUGGGGCUUUGGGAUGGAGGAACAGGUUCUCGUGGGUUUCUUUCCAUCAGCAUCCACAAUGUCAAUCAGAUUGUCAAUAACCCUAAUAACCAGGUACGUAGAGGCCCUCCAUUGCCCACGAUUACCUUCAAUUAGAGUGUCCGCCCUAACACUCUCCCCACCCCGCGAGCGAAGGACUAGAGGUCGAGUCCCGGGAUUCCAAGGGAAGAGGACCUCCCUCUCUCUUCCCUGCGGUUAUGGCCAUGGCAGGGCUCGGGAGGCGACCGGGACACCAGGCAGGGUCAGCGCAGCUUGGAGAGGCCCCAGAGAGCCCGGGGAGCCCGGGCGCAGAGGGGGAAGAGCACCAGGCUGGGUCGGGACUGGAGCCCGAGCCGGAGCCCGAGCUGGAGCCGGAGCCAGAACCCGAGCCGGAGCUGGAGGAGGGACUGGCAAAGGAUGAGGAGCAGUUGGAGCCGCGGGGUCCCCGCCCCCGGCCGCCGGUCCUGCCCCUGCGGGCCAGCCAAGGGCUCAAGAGGAAGCCGGCCAAGGUGGAGGCUGAGCUGCAGCUGCAGCAUACUGAUUUGAGAAGGCCGCCGUUGAGAAAGGAAGACUCUGAUGGAGCGCAGGGAGAACCCUCCCCAACAGCCAAACAGCACAAGAAGGCCAAGAAACGCAAAAGCCUUGGGGUGCCGCCCCCUUUGGCCACUGCUGCUGUGGUCCCCACCCCAGCAGAAGCCCUGGGGCUGGAGAGGAAAGCUCAGCGCCUGAGGCCAUUAUAUCAGUACAUCAACUACAGCAACCCUGAGCUGAACCAGGCUGGGGAGGGAGAAGCCGAGGUCGAAGUGGAGCUGGGCGUGGUCCCAGACGAGGCAUCAGGAGGCCCAGAGGAGGCAGGAGUCGAGAAGCCACAGACCUCACCCCUGGGAGAGGAGGGAGGAGAGGAGCCUGUGCCCAUUCUGAGCUUUACUCCAGGCAGCCAGCUGAAGGCUGAGGUGGACAAAUCGACGCAGGUGGAUAUCGCUAAGAUGCUGAGCGUGUGUGCAGCUCACCUCGUUCCUCCACUUUCCCCCCAGUAUAAGUGACAGAACCUCAGCGGCCUGUCUUGCUCAUGCUAGUGCUGUGGCCGAGUGGCUCAGCUCACAAUGGGGGCUGAAGAGGGUCACUCUGCUGAGAAACUUAUUGGCCAGAAGGAUCCAAGGGGCUUUAUCAUGUCUCUACCUAAAUACCCUUAUGCCACUUUCUCCAUUUGGUGGUAUCACUGGAUGAAAGCUUUCUUAGCUUUGCUGGCAAUAAACAUUUUUAGCAGUU